Molecule: messenger RNA, 906 nt
Organism: Aegilops tauschii subsp. strangulata
Lineage: Eukaryota; Viridiplantae; Streptophyta; Magnoliopsida; Poales; Poaceae
Source: RefSeq, a predicted model, not a curated record
AUGGGGAAGAAGGCCGCUGCCCCCAAAGGGAAGCGGGCGACUGCCGCGCAGGAGACGGUCGCCGGAGGGAGCAAGAAGAGAGCGGCGGAGCUGGACAAGAAACGACGAGGAGACGUGGUCUUCUUCCCGUCGAAUCUGGACGGUGACGUUUUGAAGGCAAGGUAUGGAUAUCUGUGGGGCAGGGAGGUUCCGAAGGGCAUGUUACCCGCGCUCGACGAAGAGCUCGGGUGGUCCUCCGGUCUGGUGGAAAAGGCUACCAAGGUGGAGACCAACAUGUAUAAGCGCACUUCCAAGGUGGAGGAGGCGUAUAUCAGGAGGCGGCUCGAGGAAGAGAGGGCACUUCGAGUUGCCGCAAAGGAAAAGGCCGGGAAGGCAGCGGAGGAGAAGGGGGAGGUCGAGGGCGAAGGCUCCUCCCACAGCAGAGAUGAGGCGCAAGCCACAGAGCAAGCUACCGGGGAUGAUCCUGCCGGGAACGAGCCUGCCGGGGAUGAGCCUGCCGGGGACGAGCCUUCCGGGAUUGAGGCUCUGUACACCGCGGCGGCAGAGGUCCAGGAGGAAGAGGAGGCUGAGGAGGUGGAGGAGCCCGAGGAGGAGUGGCUAAUGACAGGCCCUCAAGCCCACGAGCCAGUCUUGGACCAACGCUCUUGCACGCGGGUUACCAACCGGGGAGCGGCGGUUCCCGAUCCUGCGCCUGCCGCCAAGAAGGUGAAGAAGAUUGCCUCCAAGAGCAACAAGCCGGAUGCGAUGCGCCGGCAGUCCUCCUGCCUUGCCGGCGCUAAAACCCCUCCGGCCAAGCAAUCAACGGCUGCGGGAGUUGACUCUAGCUCCCAGUCCGGCUCGAUCUCCUCGCAUAACUCGUCCUCGUCGGAGCCCCCUGCGCCUCGGGAGGAUGAGGACGAGACAUAG